UUGUUGAAACUUAUAAAUUAAUAUUAUUUCCAGUCGUUUGUGUUCAUUGUAAUGAUGGUUUACCGAACUGGAAAUAGCUCUGAUCCUACUGGUUGGGGAGCAUAUCAUGAUAUGGAGGCUUUUGGAAUAUUCACCUGCAUCGGAUACUUCUUUUUUACGAUAAUCGUGAUGGUUGGCAUGAUUGCUGGAGACUCAGCUCCUAUUUUUUAUCUUCUCUUUGAUUUCUGUGGAUUCUUGUUCUUCUUGAGUAUGGGAUCAAGAGAGAUUGAUAUCUUCAGAAAUUAUCCUGAAAAUCCGAUCCUCCCUAUCAGUGCGGCACUAGCUUUAGGAAGUAUGGCCAUCAUCACAGCAGCAAUAUUUCUAGUUGAUGUUGUCAUCCGAAUUGUUCGUCUCGUGAAGGGGAACAAAGACUGAGGAACCAAAAUUAACAGAAUUAACCGAAAAAUCAGAAUUUUGCUGAUGCAAGCAAAACAAAAAACUGAAAAAGUUUCAAUUCAAUUUUUUUCUCUAGAAAUUUAUUGUAUGCCCUUUUUCUUCUCUGUAGCUUCAUUCGACGUAAAAGAUGAAACCGAACUUAUGAUUACAAUCUCAUUUAACUUUUAUGCAGUGUUUCCAAUAUCCCCAUUUAAUGAUCUAUAAUCCACCCAGUAUCUUGGAAGAAUGAAAAAAAUACUUUUCUUUUUACGUUUCUCUUAAACUCCCUGGUUCUUAUAUUAGCUUUUAAAUAAUCACUUGAAAAUAUAAAUCUUGUUUAUGUUCGGUACAGUUUUACGCAGAAUUGGAUCUUCAGAUAAGGCAAACGAAAUUCUUUAAAAAUAAAAAAAUCUAUUUGAAAAAAAUUUUUGAGAAUUUUUUUAUUUUUGGGGCUUAACCCUUACCGCGAUUUUUUUGGUCACGCUAUUAGUUUAGUGAGCUUUUCAUGAAAAACCUGAAAUUUGUUCAAUGUCUCUUUAUAGCUGAUAAAUCAGUGCCUAAACACGUUAAUUAAACACAAUAUAAAAAUAAAAGUUUAAUAUAUGAAUAUUGUAUUGGAAAAUAUAUAUUUAAAAAAAUGUA
Molecule: messenger RNA, 1056 nt
Organism: Eurytemora carolleeae
Lineage: Eukaryota; Metazoa; Arthropoda; Copepoda; Calanoida; Temoridae
Exons: 5
Coding region: 52-414 (120 amino acids)
Source: RefSeq, a predicted model, not a curated record